UAAGGUAGUUUUCUCUGCUCGCUGGGUUCAGGGGCGCACUCCCGCGGCUUCCCCAGCGGGUCGGGAGCCUGGGCAAAGGUGCGCCCAGGUGGCCAGGGUGCCAGGCGCAGCCAAGUCGCGGCAGACUGAGUCAGCUGCUCAACUAUGCUGCGGAACCAGGGCCGCCGGCUGGGCCACCCCCGCCGCUGAGUUCGGGCUUCCCCCGCGCCGGGUGCCGGCUUCCCACCCCCGCCACCCCGCGGAGAGGAAGCGGCCGAGGGGCGGUGCGGAGCCACCUGGGUUGGGCGCGGUUGGCGGGCGCGGCGCUUCCGGAGCUGCGCGGCGGCCCGCACUCCCCGCCUCCAGGUGCGGCGGCCCCGGCGCGCCGGCCCCAGUGACAGCGCCGCCCGCGCGGCCGCCGCCCGGCAGCUUUCGCGGUGCGGGUAGCCGGCGGGGACCGGGAAGGAGGAGGAGGAGAGGGCCUAGCGCCGGGGACGGGCACGCAGGGGACUGAAGGAGGCGCGCAGGGAGAGACACUGCGGCGCCGGCUCUCGCAGCCGCUGGGCUUCGCCUCCCUCCCCAGCUCGGGGGCCGCGCACAGGCGGGUACCCGGGGGCUCCCGGGACACUGGGGGGCGGGACCCCGGCGGGAAGAUAGUUUCUGGAUGAACCCGAGGUUUUCCGGCACUUUCCCAGGGUAAAUUUCCAGAGUACGAGCUGCUGGACUCUGGUUUCUGCCCCUUGGAUUUCACUCCCACGUGUGGGCGUCAGAAAGGAAACCAGAAGCCGGUGGGGACCAGGGACUUGAACCAUGGUCCUUGAGCAUUGUAAUAUGUACACGCUUAACCAGAUGUGACACUGCCUGGCCCCUCCACAGAUGUUUUUGGAACUAACCUUAUCAUGUUAUCACUUGCUUACUAAUGAAGAAAGUACUUGGCACACAAGUAUUUGUCUAAACACGCAGAGCAUUUACAGAGAAAAAGGUUUUGAAACUUUUUUUUUUUUUUUCUGCUGCAAGCAACUGAGGAAGAACUGAAACAGCAGUUCACUCUUCUGUGGGUCUCAUUAUACAGCUUUCUGUGACUCGGCUUAGUAAUGAAGCCACCAUUAUGUCCUCAGCCAGUGAAGUAAAUCUUGACAUUAAAGAUUUCCUCAUGAGCAUCAAUUUGGACCAGUAUGUCUUACACUUCCGAGACUUUGGUUUUAAUACUGUGAAAGAUUGUGUGACCAUAAAUGACAGCGUGCUGCACCAAAUUGGGAUAUCUCCAACAGGACACCGGAGGAGGAUACUUAAACAGUUACAGAUAAUCUUGUCAAAAAUGCAAGAUAUCCCAAUAUAUGCAAAUGUUCAUAAAAUGAAAAGUGACAAGACUCUGAAGGAUCCCCGUAUUCUGUCUUCUGAUCAGAAUACCUGCCUCCAACUUUUAGAUUCAAGUGGUAUUCAGACACCUAGUCCAGUGCAUUCGGACAGUGUUACAGAAAGUCUUGAUCCAGGUGAUAUUAGUGGGGAAAAUAGCCCAUCUCUUAAAUCAGAUGAUAAGUUUUUUCCUACACAUAACUUUCCAGUUCCAGAAGAACCACAUCUGAGUUUGGGAUCCUGUCAAGAUUCUUCAUUGGAUAGUAAAAACAUUAAAGUAGAAUCUUUGACUACAGAGAAGAAUGUGAAUUGCACAACUGAAGAACAGAGGGGAAACAUUGAUUUUAUCUCAGAAAACACAAGCCAGGAUUCUAGUGCAGACCCACAUUGUUUUUCUUCCUUUGGCUGUCCAAAAUCAGAAGGAAAUUCUGGAAGUGGAACCAAUGGGUUACUAGAAAGCACCUCAACACCUCCGUUCUUUCAGUUUCAAGGAGAAAUGGUUGUAAAUGAUUUGUAUGUCCCGUCAUCCCCGAUUUUAACACCUAUGAGAAGUCGGAGUAAGUUGGUUUCAAGACCAUCUCGAUCUUUUCUGCUUAGACAUCGACCUGUGCCCGAGAUUCCAGGGUCAACCAAAGGAACUUCAGGGAGCUAUUUCCGUGAGAGAAGAAAUGGUGCUACCUCAGCUGGAAAACCUGUGACGCAGCAAAAUUCAAAUGAGGAGAAUUCAUCUUCCAUCUUUCCUUAUGGAGAGACCUUUCUCUUCCAGAGACUAGAAAAUUCAAAGAAGAGAUGUAUAAAGAAUGAAUUUUGGACCCAUGAUGAACCUCUCAAAGGGGAAGCAACUACUGAAAGGAACUCUUUCAUUGUCAAGUCAAGCAUAUAUGAUAACAGGCAGGAGAGUAUCAGUGAAGACAAAGUGGAAGAUAUUUGGAUACCUCGAGAAGACAAAAACAAUAUCCCAGUGGAAUCGACUUCUGAAUCCGAAUAUUCAACAGUAGAAGAAUGUUUUCAAAGUUUAAGAAGAAAAAACUCGAAGUCAUCGAAAUCUAGGACUCAGAAAUCUUUGAAUGUGGACCCUGUUAACAGGCACACUUAUCCUUUAAGCUCAACGAGUGGAAAUGCCGACUCUUCAGUUAUUUCCUCAAACGCCAUAUCUCCGUAUGCCUGCUUUUAUGGAUCAUCUGCAAGAAAGGUUAAAUCAGGAUGGCUGGACAAACUCUCUCCUCAAGGAAAACGCAUGUUUCAGAAGAGAUGGGUGAAAUUUGAUGGACUGAGCGUUUCUUAUUACAAUAAUGAAAAGGAGAAGUAUUCAAAAGGAAUAAUUCCCCUUUCUGCUAUAUCUUCGGUACGAGUUCAAGGAGACAACAAAUUUGAAGUUAUUACAACACAAAGAACUUUUGUUUUUAGAGCCGAAAAAGAAGAGGAGAGAAAUGACUGGAUCAGCAUACUGUUAAAUGCACUGAAAUCGCAAUCCCUUUCCUCGCAGUCUCAAGCAGCUCUUGUUCCUGACAAAUGUGGUAAUCUAGAAUUGAGAGGAUAUAAGGCCAAGAUUUAUACGGUUUUAAGUGGAAACAGUGUGUGGCUUUGCAAGAAUGAACAGGAUUUUAAGAGUGGACUUGGCAUUACCAUUAUUCCCAUGAAUGUGGCAAAUGUAAAGCAAGUGGACCGAUCUGCAAAACAAUCUUUUGAAAUAAUCACUCCUUAUCGGAGUUUUAGCUUUACAGCGGAAUCUGAAAAAGAAAAACAAGAGUGGAUUGAAGCUGUGCAGCAAUCGAUCGCAGAAACUCUCUCUGAUUAUGAAGUAGCUGAGAAGAUUUGGUUCAAUGAGUCCAACAGGAGCUGUGCAGAUUGUAAAGGGCCAGAUCCUGACUGGGCAUCCAUCAAUCUCUGUGUUGUCAUCUGUAAGAAGUGUGCAGGACAACAUAGAUCUUUAGGACCAAAAGAUUCCAAGGUGAGAAGUCUGAAAAUGGAUGCCAGCAUUUGGAGCAAUGAACUCAUAGAACUUUUUAUUGUCAUUGGAAACAAAAGAGCAAAUGACUUUUGGGCUGGCAAUCUUAAAAAAGAUGAAGAAUUACACAUGGACUCACCAGUAGAAAAGAGAAAAAAAUUUAUUACACAGAAGUACAAAGAAGGAAGAUUCAGAAAGACCCUUUUGGCCUCUCUCACUAAAGAAGAACUGAAUAAGGCUCUGUGUGCUGCUGUAGUGAAACCAGAUGUUCUGGAAACAAUGGCUUUGCUCUUCAGUGGCGCUGAUGUUAUGUGUGCAACUGGAGACCCUAUGCACAGCACCCCUUAUCUGUUGGCCAAGAAGGCUGGGCAGAGCCUGCAAAUGGAAUUUCUCUACCAUAACAAAUUCUCAGAUUUCCCUCAACAUGACAUUCAUUGUGAAGGUGGAUUAAAUCAAGAGUCUCCCCAGUCCACAUUCCUCUGUGACUUUUUGUAUCAGUCUCCUUCUGCUGCUCCUAAGCUCUCUUCAGAAAAAAAAGUGCUUGAAGAGACAAAUAAAAAGUGGUGUGUUUUGGAAGGAGGCUUCUUGAGUUAUUAUGAAAAUGAUAAGUCUACCACACCUAAUGGCACCAUUAAUAUCAAUGAAGUUGUCUGCCUAGCUGUCCACAAGGAAGACUUCUGUUUAAAUACUGGGCCCAUCUUUACCUUUGAAAUCUAUUUGCCCUCAGAACGUGCAUUUUUAUUUGGUGCUGAAACAUCGCAAACUCAAAGAAAAUGGACAGAGGCGAUAGUCAAGCAUUUUGUUCCCUUUGUUGCUGAAAACUUAACAGAAGCUGACUAUAAUUUGAUUGGUCAACUCUACUAUAAAGACUGUCAUGCACUGGAUCAGUGGAGAAAAGGCUGGUUUGCUAUGCACAAAUCUAGUUUGCAUUUUUGCCUUCAAAUGCAAGAAGUACAAGAAGAUAGAAUGCAUUUGAGACGACUGCAGGAGCUAACAAUCAGCACAAUGGUUCAAAAUGGGGAAAAAGUGGAUGUUUUGCUCUUGGUAGAAAAAGGAAGUGCUUUGAAACUUUCCAGAACAUUAUACAUCCAUGGGCAUACCAAGUUGGAUUUCACAGUCUGGCAUACCGCAAUUGAAAAAGCAGCAGGUACAGAUGGCGAUGCAUUACGAGAUCAGCAGCUCAGCAAAAAUGACGUUCCCAUUAUUGUGAACAGCUGUAUAGCAUUUGUUACACAGUAUGGCUUAGGAUGCAAAUAUAUCUAUCAGAAGACUGGUGAUCCACUGCACAUAAAUGAACUUCUGGAAAGUUUCAAAAAGGAUGCAAGAAGUUUUAAAUUGAGGGCUGGAAAACAUCAGCUUGAUGAUGUGACAAGCGUGCUGAAAAAAUUUCUUAACGACAUUGAUGAUGCACUUUUAACUAAGGAGCUCUAUCCAUAUUGGAUCUCUGCUUUAGAUACCCAGGAUGAUAAAGAAAGAAUGAAAAAAUACAGCGCUUUCAUCCGUACCCUCCCAGGGGUGAAUCGAGCAACACUGGCAGCUGUAAUUGAACACCUUUACAGGGUUCAGAAAUGCUCAGAAAUCAACCACAUGAAUGCACAUAAUUUGGCCUUGGUCUUUUCAUCCUGCUUGUUUCAAACUAAGGGACAAACUAGUGAAGAAGUGAAUGUAAUUGAGGACUUAAUUAACAAUUAUGUUGAGAUAUUUGAGGUUAAAGAAGACCAAGUCAAACAAAUGGACAUAGAAAAUAGCUUUAUUACCAAGUGGAAAGACACUCAAGUUUCUCAGGCUGGAGAUUUGUUAAUUGAAGUGUAUGUAGAAAGGAAGGAACCUGACUGUAGUAUUAUAAUUCGGAUAUCUCCUGUCAUGGAAGCAGAAGAAUUAACUAAUGACAUAUUAGCAAUAAAAAAUAUCAUUCCUUCGAAAGAUGACAUCUGGGCCACUUUUGAAGUCAUUGAAAAUGAAGAGCUAGAGCGCCCUCUUCACUACACAGAAAAUGUGUUGGAACAGGUACUUCGGUGGAGUUCAUUAUCUGAACCUGGCUCUGCUUAUCUUGUGGUGAAGAGAUUCUUAACCAUUGACACAAUUAGACGACAUAAUGAGCGGAGAGCCCAAGAAAGUAUCAAAGAGGGAGUCUUGAAGAUCAAAGAAGAACCAUCUAAAAUACUGUCCGGAAAUAAGUUUCAAGACCGGUAUUUUGUUUUACGAGAUGGCUGUCUCUUUCUCUACAAGGAUCAGAAGAGUACUAAACAUGACAAAAUGUUUUCUCUCAACUCAAUGAAAUUUUUUCUUGGAGUGAAGAAGAAAAUGAAGCCUCCAACGAGUUGGGGACUGACUGCAUAUUUUGAAAAACAUCACUGGCACCUGUGUUGCGAUAGUUUACAAACUCAGACAGAGUGGAUGGCCAGCAUCUUUAUUGCUCAGCAUGAAAAUGAUAUAUGGCCACCAGCUGGAAAGGAGCGAAAACGUUCUAUAACCAAAAAUCCCAAAAUUGGAGGUUUGCCUCUAAUUCCCAUCCAGCAAGAAAGAAAUGCAUCUCAAGCCCGGAGAAAUCUAGAGAGUACAAGAGCAGAACUAGACAGGCUGCGGUUGAGUGACAAGCAUUGUCCUGAGUAUGAGGACCAAACUUUAAAGGAGAAAGCUUCCUUGGUAGCCCACUGCCUAGAGCACAAGGAUGAUAAACUUCGAAAUCGAGCAAGGAAGCAUCGCAGCUUUAACUGUCUGGAGGACACUGAGGCGGAGGUCUUCUAUAGUCGCCACAAAGGCCUAAAGACAUUGAAGAAGACUGAGGACAAGAGCAACAGGACUACAUUGGACUCUGACAAUAAACUACCAUCAAAUGUUAUCGAAGAACUUAGUGCAGUUCUACAGCGAUCAAGAAUUCUUUCGAAAGAAUUACAGGGUGAGAAGAUCUUACAGAAAGAAAUAAAAUGAAUGGUCUCACAAAUUGCUUUUAUAAAAAAUACUGUGUACAUGCCAGAGUUACCUAGCUGUACUUACACAUUUAAUAAUACGUAUGUAUAUAUGUGAUAAGUGUAAUAUUAACUUUAUUUUGGUCUGAACCAAGCUUGUACAGUUCAAUUGUAUUAAUCUUAUGGAAGAAGGCAUUCGGUUACCUUGAGUGGUCACACUUUUAAGAUAGUUGUUUAAAUGCUGUAUUUAUGACCCGAAGUCUCAAACUGUAUUGUAUUAUAUAACUGUUGUUUAAAUGAAGCUAUAUGUAACACAUUUUGCACUUUGGGCAGUCUUGUAUAUUAAGUUAUCAUGUUUUUAGGUUUACAUAGAGUUCAUCCUUAUGGCAAAGAACAGAAUGUUAACUUGAAGGGGGGGGGUCUAUGUUAGUGGUGGCCUAUUAACCAACACUGGGGUUAAAAAGAGGAAAUGAACAAAUGUCUGAAAAAGCCAAGGUCAGUUAGGAUUCUUUAUAAUUCAUUAUUAACGAAAAGCUGUUUAAAAAAAAAAAGCCUACUGACUUAAGUAUUUUCCAAGAGUAAUGUUAGACAACCCCUGACUACUCCUUUGUUCAUGGUGAUAGUAAACCAACCACAAUGAAUAUUCACUACACUUGAGUCUCCUGUAGUGGCUGCUGAGAAGAAAUUAAAACAUCAUUGAAGUAACUACACACCGGACCUGGCAUGGAAGUCAUUUCUAUCAUCCCUAAAUGCAAACAUUUUUUUUUUCUAAUAGUUCCUCCCUGUUCUUUUGGUACGAACAAAAUCCAUUAUGUGACUUGUCAUUUUUUAUUGUUUUAUGUUGUUUUUCCACAUCUUAUUUUAAAUAAGGUUGUAAAGUCUUUAUAGUGUCACAGUUAGCUGGAAGUGUCCAACAUAGGGCUAUUUUGCAGUGGGACAUAACUUAAUUCUAAUACACUUUAGGAUCUCAUCAGUGUUCACAUUUAAUCUAGUCUUUUUGUUAUCCAAAGUAACAUUAGUUUACAACACUGUAUGUUUAUGAGUACAGUUUCACACCUCUUCAAAUGUAUGCUAUGAUGCCUUGUCAUAUCCACCAUAAAAAUACUAUUUUUUUAAAGUAAAGAAAUAGUUUCUUCCCUGGAAAAGUUUGGUUUUGUUUGUUUGUUUGUUUUGUUUAAACCUAAAGAUCAUCUACAGACUAAGUAGUUUUCCCAAUAUAAUCAAACAGUACUAUCUAAUUUCUUGAGGAUUUUAUCGGGCCUAGUGAAUUUUGAUUAAACGCUUUAUAAGUGACAGAACUUUAGUUCUAGCUUUUUUUCCCACAUCCCUGUUUUUUUUUCAAGUAUCUAAAAUAUUUCCAGAAUGUGUUGGCAUACAAAAUCCCACCCUGUAAGUCAGGAUAACCACAGUAUAGUAAUAUACAGUUAAAUGCUAUCAAGUUUUCCAUUGGAAAGUACUGAUCACUUUUAUUUGGUGGUGAUAAAAGUUUACCAUGAAUAUAUGAUAUUUAUUAUUUAAAUAUAAAUUGGAAAGUUUUUUAAGUGUAAAAACUGCUGGUCAGUUUAUAAAUUAGAUAGUACUAUUUAGGAACAUAUUUAGAGAAAAAACUAAAAUUAUUAUUACUUUUAAAUGACUUUUAUGAAACAUGAGUUUUAUCUGUCUAGUAUGAAUAUUUUUAAAACUUGAGCUUAAAAAUCAGAGCUCCAUUUCUUUUCCUGUACAGUUGUCCCAUUUUCAAGUGUAAAGGGCUAAUAAUGGCAUCUCAUAUUUUGAGUAAAAAAUUAAAAUUGUUUUACAAUUCCAUUUGAAUGUGACUGUCUUUCUCUUUUUUUUUGAAGUUCAAGAUUAUAGUUGUAGAAGUUCCUUAAAUAUUUAUAUUUAUAAUAUAUUUCAAAUUACCUGUUUUGUUUCAUUUUGUUUUUUCAAAUAUAUCAAUGUUCUACCUAAAUGAUGAAUAGAUUCAGACAUUUCUCAGAUUGGUGCUAAGCUUUCAUUUUUAUAGAUCUAAAAUUAAAUAGAUAAUGACUUUUUAAUAUUUACUUUUAAAUAAAUCAUUACCUGAUGAGUUACCAAAAUUACCCUGAAAAUUCAAAACUAAGAAAAAGAUGAUUUCUGUAGAUUACUAGUAGCUGAAAAUUUUUAUUUCUAAAAUAUAACAUUGUGUAUUGCAAGAAGAAAUGCUUUUGGAAAUGUAUACAUGGUGAUGCCUGGGAUUGGACCUAGAGCCUUGGGCCUUUCUGCUACUCCCACACCCUCCAGAUAAAAGUCUUAGAUGUAAACCUUAUUUACUUCUACAUCUCAAUGUAAUUUAUCUUAAUUUUGAUGAUGUGUGCACUUAACCAGGUAUGCCACCACCUGGCCCCUUUAUUUUAAUUUUGUUGAAAUGUUUUAAGUUAUAUAUUCCAAUACUCCAUAGUAUGGCUGCUGAAUGUAAAGUUUAAUAAUUCAAAACUUCUACAUACUUAAGACACUGUAUUCAAAAUCAAAAAUUAUUCAUCUGAGAAAUGAGAAUAUUACCUAUCUUGCCAGCUUUUUGAGAUUACUCAUGUACAUGUCACCUACCUAGCCCAUAAUAGAAGUUCAAUAAAUGUUACUAAAAAUA
Molecule: messenger RNA, 8794 nt
Organism: Erinaceus europaeus (western European hedgehog)
Lineage: Eukaryota; Metazoa; Chordata; Mammalia; Eulipotyphla; Erinaceidae
Gene: ARAP2
Product: ArfGAP with RhoGAP domain, ankyrin repeat and PH domain 2
Exons: 34
Coding region: 1088-6214 (1708 amino acids)
Biological process (GO): signal transduction; positive regulation of GTPase activity
Molecular function (GO): GTPase activator activity; protein binding; phosphatidylinositol-3,4,5-trisphosphate binding
Source: RefSeq, a predicted model, not a curated record